UGCUGCAGUCAUGGGUGAGUGGGGCUUCCUCGGUGGAUUCUUCGACAGCCUCCAGACCCAGUCGCCGAUGCUGGGUCGCUUCUGGCUCUUCCUCGUGCUGGUGUUUAGGAUAGUGAUCCUGGGAACCGUGGCCAGUGACAUGUUUGAGGAUGAGCAAGAGGAGUUUACUUGUAACACCCUCCAACCGGGAUGUAAGCAGGUGUGUUAUGACAUGGCUUUCCCCAUCUCCCAGUACAGAUUCUGGGUGUUUCAUAUAGUCCUCAUCGCUACACCUUCUCUGCUUUACCUCACGUACGCCUCACAUCAAAAUAACAAGAGGGCCAACCGCUCCACAUCAAGCCAAAAGAUUCGCAGGGAGAAGAGAGAGGAACGAACUUUAAGGAGGCUCUACAUUAUCACUGUGAUCUUCCGAAUAGUGGCAGAAAUUGGCUUCCUGUUUGCCCAGUGGUAUCUCUAUGGCUUCAAGGUGGAAGCCCAGUUCCUGUGUAGCCGUUUUCCCUGUCCCCAAAUAGUGGAAUGUUUCACAUCCCGCCCUACAGAGAAAACAGUCUUCCUCUUCUUCUACUUUGCUGUAGGGGUGAUAUCAGCAUUUUCCAGCUGUGUGGAGCUUCUCUACAGCUCUGGGAAGUGGUUCUGCUCAAGCCAGGAACGCUUAGAUCACCACUGUGACUGCGAGAACCUCCACAACUUCAUGCAAGAGGAGACAAAGGAGAAACCAGGAAUAAAGACAGUGUCAGAGAGCACGGCCAGCAGUGUGAAAGGGAAGAAAGGAUCACUGAGAAGCAGCUCCAGUCGAAAGGUCUCCAGCAUCGGUCACAAGUCCAAGAAACUAAGAGGAAAAUAUGUGAGCGGCAAGAGGCUUUCAGCGUUAGAGGUCGCUGAAUCUCACAUGCUGCAAUCAUAG
This is a messenger RNA of Archocentrus centrarchus (flier cichlid), 904 nucleotides long. Its product is annotated as gap junction delta-3 protein-like. The transcript has a single exon. Gene Ontology annotation, molecular function: gap junction channel activity involved in AV node cell-bundle of His cell electrical coupling. Lineage: Eukaryota; Metazoa; Chordata; Actinopteri; Cichliformes; Cichlidae. Gene Ontology annotation, biological process: cell-cell signaling. Gene Ontology annotation, cellular component: connexin complex. The record is from RefSeq and is a predicted model, not a curated record. The coding region runs from base 11 to 904 and encodes 297 amino acids.